CUGCAACUCAUCGUCAUCCUUCCAUCCAUCUUUUCUCCUUACAACACCCUGCCAACAAACCACCCACCACUCCUACCACACCCCCAUCCCCAUCUUCAUCUAGUUCGCAGCAGUAACCGCAAAGAUGGGUGGUGAUCUCAACCUCAAGAAAUCAUGGCACCCCUCCCUCCUCCGCAACCAGGAGCGCGUCUGGGCGGAAGAGAAACGCGCCCUCGAGGAGCGCAAGCGCAUCGACCAGCUGCGGCGCGAGCGGGACGAAGAGCGCCAGAUCCAGGAACUCCAGCGGCUGCAGGAGGACUCGGGCGCGCCGCGCCAGAUCCAGCGCGUCGACUGGAUGUACCAGGAGCCGUCGAGCGCCACGGGCCACUACUCCGAGGAGAUGGAAGGGUACCUGCUGGGCAAGCGGCGGUUCGAUCAGAUCCUGCUCAAGAACGAUGAGAGUCAGUCGCUGAAGAAGGGGGCCGCCGGCGUGGGUGGCGUCGCGGUCGCUGGUGCUGCGGGGGACAGUGGUGCUGGUGCUGGUGCUGCGGGCGCAGGGACGAAUCCCCGGGAUACCAUGGCGAAGGUGUUGGCGGAUCCGUUGUUGGAGAUUCGGAAGAGGGAGCAGGCGGCGCUGGAGAGUGCGAUUAAGGAGGGGGUUCGGAGGGGGUCUUCGGCGGUGGGAGGGGCUGGGGCUGCUGCGGUGGGGCAUAGGGAGAGGGAGAGGAGGCAUCGGCGCGAGGGGAGUAGGGAGAGGGAGAGGGAAAGGGAUCUGAGGAGUAGCAGGAGGAGUAGGAGGUAUAGCGAUGAGGAGGGGAGGAGGUCGCACCGCGAGAGGGAGAGGUCACCCAGAGCUGCUGCAGGAGAUCGCUCGGACAGGAGACGGAGGGAUGAGAGGGGCGACCGGAGUUCUCAUCAUCGCCGGGAGGACAGGGAUCGCAGAGAUCGCGACUACGACGGGAGAGACCCGGACCGCGAGCGCGGCGACAGAGACGGCGGAGAGAGAGAGUACUCUAGCAGACACCACCGCGAGCGAGAGGACCGCUACGGCCGUUCUUCCCGCCGGGAUGCGCCCCGUGAUCAAUCGCCGUCACCCCGACCUGAUCGCCAGCGCGAUGACAGACGCCGCUCUGAUGACCGGGGAAAUGGUGCUCGUCAGGACGUCCGUGACCGAGAUCGACGAGAGAGAUUCGAUCGCUUCUCUGACAGAAGGGACUACAGAGGACCGAGGGGCUCGUACAAUCGUGACAGAAACCUGCGGGAUGGCGAAAACAACAACACGGAGCAGAGAGCCAAGGAUAUGGAGCAAGAACGCCAGCGCAGACUGGCAGAAAUGCUUUCCAACGCAGACGAGAUGGAGGAAACCCGUCGUCAGCGCAUCGCAGAGGUUACCGCUGCGGAACAGAAGCAGCUCGAGGAGGACGAGAAGCAUCGCUCCGAGAAAGGUCGUUUUGUGUCGGGUCUUCAUCGCCAACUCCAGGAAGACAAUCUGGACGACCGCCUCAAGCGUAGUCGUGGUGGACUUGCCCGGUUGGAUGAUGAUGAGUGAGUAUUUUUGUUAAGUGCAGCGUUCUACUACUAGUACUACUAUGUUUUUAUCCAAUGAUUCCCGGCGUCUUUGGCGCAUUGCAAUCAAUGGUUGACGCAAUAAUGACAAUUUUGC
Messenger RNA from Aspergillus japonicus CBS 114.51, 1642 nucleotides. RefSeq names its product U2-type spliceosomal complex subunit CWC25 (gene cwc25). The transcript has 2 exons. Gene Ontology annotation, biological process: mRNA splicing, via spliceosome. The record is from RefSeq and is a predicted model, not a curated record. Bases 125 to 1528 code for a protein of 467 amino acids. Gene Ontology annotation, cellular component: U2-type spliceosomal complex. Lineage: Eukaryota; Fungi; Ascomycota; Eurotiomycetes; Eurotiales; Aspergillaceae.